Myripristis murdjan (pinecone soldierfish) is the source of this 1474-nucleotide messenger RNA. It is a transcript of the gene pheta2, whose product is annotated as PH domain containing endocytic trafficking adaptor 2. Gene Ontology annotation, biological process: retrograde transport, endosome to Golgi; endosome organization; receptor recycling. Bases 327 to 1148 code for a protein of 273 amino acids. The transcript has 4 exons. Gene Ontology annotation, cellular component: recycling endosome; early endosome; trans-Golgi network. The record is from RefSeq and is a predicted model, not a curated record. Lineage: Eukaryota; Metazoa; Chordata; Actinopteri; Holocentriformes; Holocentridae.
CGUCUGACCCAUCAGCACGAGGUGGACUCAUGCGUAGAGCAGAGAGAAUAUAAUGUGUCAGGAUUUUGUUACCAGGAAGUGGGUCGAGUUAUUUAUAUUUCAACACUCGUCCUCUAGUACCCGAGGGAGGACCGGUGGUAGUAACCUGAAACUUUAGAUUUAAACAUUGUCUCGAUCGAGAUGGAUCCCAACCGGGGGAACCACAACACAUAAGAGUGACGAGGAGCAGAGGAACGUUUAUCUGCACAUGUAAAUAAUGUAAAGCCUGUUCCUGUGGAUGAGUAGGAUGACCCUGUGAGUGAUUCAGCACUGGCAGAGUUCUCGUAAUGAAGCUCCACGAGAAGAUUUUAACCCAUUACCUGUCGUGCACCUCCCCUGUGGAUAAAGAGGGAUAUCUCUACAAAAAGAAAGAGCGGAACGCCUCCUACCAGCGGCGCUGGUUUGUCCUGAAGGCGAACCUGCUGUUCUACCAGGAGCGCCCAGCCGACCGCCACCUCCUGGGCGUCAUCGUGCUGGAGGGAUGUGCGGUCCGGAGCUCUGAGUUUGACGGACAGUUCACCUUUUCCCUGGUGUUUCAAGGGCCCGGACUCAAAACCUACAGGUUUGCAGCCGAGGACCGGCAGACUCAAGAGAGCUGGGUGAAAGCCCUGCUGUCAGCCAGCCACUGUUACCUCUCCCUGCUGGUCAGAGACUUGGGAAAGCAGUAUGAAGAGGCUAAACAACAGCAAAGCUCUGGUGAAUCUCGUCCAGGCUCCUCUGCCAGCGCUCAGCCUGGGAAGGGCCACAGUCAGUCGCUGACCCUGCUGCACCCCGGCGCCCUGCUCCCCACACAGGAGCUCAGGCCUGCGGGCCGAGAGGGACGAGCCUUCAGCGCCAGCUACGCUUUGCACGCACCUUCCAUACCCACUAAAGUGGUUAAUAAGAAGUCUCCCAAGCUGUGGCCCAAGAGAAAUGCUCAUGUCACUCCAAUUAAUGGACCGGCACCUCUUUAUGGAGAAUGGCCUCUGGUGGGUUUGGAUCCACUGGAGGAGUUCAGCAAACUGCAUGAUUAUUACGGGCAGGAGGUGAAGCAGGUGAGGGACGAGUGGCUGAGGAGUCGACAGGCGCAGGAGGAGCACCGCAAUAAAGAUCUCAUAGACCUUGGAUGAAGUGAAGGUCUAUGAAACUGAAAUAGAUUAAAAAAAAAAAAAAAAAAGGACUCUCACGUGGCUCCUCUCUGUAUUCAUUUAUGUAAGAAUGUAAGACACAGAUAUUUGUAAAUGUGUGUCUACAACUUGCUUCCAUGUCGUAUGAUUAGUUUAGAUCAGUUUUAUGUUGAUUUAUUUCACAGCAGGUGUAUUUUUGUCAGAGCCAAAGAGGCUUUACAUACAGUCCAUGUGGUAUAAUCACCACUAAAUUCAUAUUUGGUGUGAAAUGGCUUUAUAAUGCAGAAUUUAAUAAAGCAAAAUGCAUAUUUUUGAUUGCAUGUAAAAAA